AUGGUAUCGGUAUAUGGCAAGCUUGCGUCGCUCAAAGUCAAGACAGACGAGAACGAGGAACCUAUGCAGCAGCUCGAUGCACAGAAGACGAGCGCAUCUCCUGUGCGUUGA
Plenodomus lingam JN3 is the source of this 111-nucleotide messenger RNA. NCBI's taxonomy places the organism in Eukaryota, Fungi, Ascomycota, Dothideomycetes, Pleosporales, Leptosphaeriaceae. The record is from RefSeq and is a predicted model, not a curated record.